Molecule: messenger RNA, 981 nt
Organism: Brassica oleracea var. oleracea
Lineage: Eukaryota; Viridiplantae; Streptophyta; Magnoliopsida; Brassicales; Brassicaceae
Exons: 1
Coding region: 1-981 (326 amino acids)
Source: RefSeq, a predicted model, not a curated record
AUGUGGAACAUAGUUGGGGUUCCAAUGGUGGUAUCAAAGUGGUCGCCAAGGUCAGAGGAAGAAAAACAGGAGGAGGAGGCAACUCCAAUGUGGGUACAUCUUCGCGGUGUCCCGUUGCACAUGUACUCCUGGGAAGGGCUUGGCUUUAUCACAAGCGCUGUUGGAUUCCCGGCAAAACUACAUCCAGAGACAGUCGCGUGUACUAAUUUUGAAGUUGCAAAAGUGUUUGCAAAGGUGGAUGUCUCCAAACCUUUACCUAAAGAGAUCAAAUUCAAGAGGAAUGGAAAGGAGUUCGUAGUGGGGUUUCACUUUCCUUGGCUCCCAACUAAGUGUAGAAUCUGUGACAAAUGGGGUCACGCGGAAGAAGUAUGUAGCUCGAAAGGAAAAGAAACAGAGGGAAGGGAUGAAAUAAGGUCUGUAGCAGAGGAUGUAAGGGAUGUGUCUCUGGAAAUUUUGGAGUCUGGAAAAGCACAUCAAGAAGCAGUAGUGACAGGAAGUAAACGAGAGGACGAGGAAACACAUCAGGCAGUUGCUGUGGUAGAGAAGAGUUUGGAGAUAGAGAUGAUACAUAAGGAGCCGGAAAAGCCUAGGGAUGAGGUCAUUGAGGUAAAUGGAGAAAUACAAAAGGAGGGGACAAAUCUAAUGGAGAGGUCAACAAGUGACAACUGGUACAGCGUCUCUCCUACUAAGGUCGGAAGAUCUCCGGUAAAUCCCUUUGUCACUCAAAGGGAGGACAGUCAUAUCUCGGCUUCUAAGUUUUCUGUUCUCAGUGUGGGGGAUGAGGAGGAAGGAGAAAUCCUGCAAGACAGGGAGUUGGUUGAGUGUGAUGCUACUGACAUGGGUAAUGAUGAGGCAGGGCAGCUUGAGGAAGACUUCAUUAAUCAGCAGUGUGCAAAUCGAAAGUUGAAAGGGAAGAAAGCUAAGUCUCAGGAUGCAAAUCCGAGGGCAAUGAGCACAAGGUCUUCUCGUCGUCAUCAUUAA